UGAGGAACAAAGCACACAUAUUAGCAGAGAAGAAGAUGGUGUAAGACCUAUCAUGACUUUGGCUCUGACAGGAGCAGGAACUUUGUGGCCAGCUCGAGAUGCAGCCCUUCUCUGGGGUCUGUGAGGGUCACCACACCGCCAGUGCUGAGGGGAUGCUGGAGAGUCCACCUUCGUAUUGUCGCCUGUGCUCGUCAGCUGCCGCAGCCUCCCCUCAAGUGUCAAGCAGUCACUGCACUGCCUGCUGAGCCUGGCAUGCGGUGCCCCCUCGCACCAUGAGAUACAGCGGCUCUAAAGCCAAGGCGACUACUAAGGGUUCGCCUUCGGACUGCACAGCGCCGGACAGUUCCCGCUGCUCGGUCCUCACACAGCAGGAUUCGGCGGACAGCAGCACUGUGGGGAGCAAGAAGUGCCGCCUGAGGAACACACUGCCGCCCCAGCGCCUCAGCGCCCACAGGAAUAGCUGCAUAAGGAAGCUAAUGGACAAAGAUGAGAAGGAUAAGGCAAAGAGGGCUUCACGUAACAGAUCAGAGAAAAAGAGAAGGGACCAGUUCAAUGUGCUUAUCAAGGAACUUAGCGCCAUGCUGCCUGGAAACACCCGCAAGAUGGACAAAACCACUGUGCUGGAGAAAGUUAUUGGCUUCCUACAAAAGCAGAAUGAAGUUACAGCACAGACAAAGAUUGGUGAUAUUCAUCUAAACUGGAAGCCAUCUUUUCUCAGCAAUGAAGAGUUCACUCAGCUAAUGCUGGAGGCUCUGGAUGGCUUCAUUAUUGCACUUACUGCAGAUGGAAGUAUUAUCUAUGUUUCCGAUAGUGUUACACCACUGCUUGGGCAUUUACCAUCUGACAUCAUGGAUCAAAACUUGUUGAAUUUUCUACCAGAACAAGAACAUUCAGACAUCUAUAAAAUCCUGUCUUCACAUAUGCUUGUGACAGAUUCUGCAUCACUAAAUUAUUUGAAUUCUGACAGUGACUUGGAAUUCUGUUGUCAUCUUCUUAGAGGAACUUUAAACUCCGAAGAGUACCCAACCUAUGAAUAUAUUAGGUGUGUUGGACAUUUUCGGUCUUGCAGCAAUGUGCCAAUCCCUUCGUGUAAUGGCUAUGAAGGAGCUGUUUCAAGAACAUACAGAUCACAGCUCAACAAGCAGGUUUGCUUUAUUGCUACAGUCCGGCUUGCAACACCUCAGUUUUUAAAGGAAAUGUGUAUAGUCGAUGAGCCUUUUGAAGAAUUCACGUCAAGGCACAGUCUUGAAUGGAAGUUCCUAUCACUAGAUCACAGAGCUCCACCAAUCAUUGGAUAUUUACCUUUUGAAGUUCUUGGUACAUCUGGAUAUGACUACUAUCAUGUAGAUGACCUAGAAAUCAUAGCAAAGUGCCAUGAACACUUGAUGCAGUUUGGUAAGGGAAAGUCUUGCUGCUAUCGGUUUCUUACCAAAGGUCAACAAUGGAUCUGGCUUCAGACUCAUUACUACAUUACAUAUCAUCAGUGGAACUCCAAACCAGAGUUUAUUGUAUGCACACACACUGUUGUGAGUUAUGCAGAUGUGCGAGUGGAAAGAAGACAGAAGGUGAGCUUGGAUGACAACUCAUCAGAAGUCAUUGUCACAUCUGUACUAAAGGACAAGGACCUGAGUGCAGACAGUGACCAGCAUUACAAUGUGCUAGAAGGUAGUGCCUCACUUCUCCGUACCUGCCGCACUCCUUCAGUUUCUUCAAGAAGUUCAUGCAAAUCUUCCCAGACCCCAGCCUCAGAACCUGCAUCUACUCCCACAAUUCUGCCCACAGACGCCAGUCCACAGUCACUUCAGAGAGUCCCCAGUAGGCCGCCUGACCUAUCAUUGCAGUUAAUGAGUCAACCAAACCUAGCACAGGCUUCAGCACCAUUAAAGCAUUGUGACCUCCUCCAACAACAGUUUGUACCACAAAAUCAGCUACUCAGUGAAUUACCAUCUAUAACACAGUUUUCUGAACAGAUGUUCCAAACCGUCAGGGAUCAACUGGAACAACGGAGACAGGAUAUCCAAGCCAACAUCAGAUGGCAACAGAAGGAACUACAAAAGAUCUUGGAGACCCUGAAUAUGGUCCAGGAUUCCAGUCCACAGAUGUUUUACCAGCCUCAGAUUGUUUCACUGAGCUUUAGCAAUAUGCAACAAGCAGAGCCUCACCAGCAGCAAAUGCAUAAAAACUCUGGCAUGCAACAGGAGCAGCAACUGAUGUCCAGUGCAUUAGCUCAAGGACAGAUACCAUCCCAGACUGCAAACCAGCAUCUGUUAUCAUCAGAACCUAUGCUGCCAGAUACAAAUGUCCUGCCAAGCAAGAAAUCAAUGAGCACCAUGCAAGGCAUACCAAACAGGAGCCUCUCGACCAGCAGAAAUGCUUCUCAGCUCAGCAGUCCUACAGGUUUGAACACAGCAUCCCCUAGUGGUUCACAGCAGAACAGCAACCAAUGCCAGAGAGCCCCAGAUUUCACUCACGACAGACAAUUAAGACUAUUGCUCAGUCAACCUAUUCAGCCAAUGAUGCCAAGCCCCUGUAGCACAAGGCGGUACUCAGACGGUAGACAUCAGAUAAAAUAUUCACAAAACCCACAAAUAUUUAGGGAAACAGAGCUGCAGGACUCUGCCAACAAUGCUCCAAUUGUGCUAAUGGAUGAAGCCAUUUUACAUCCAGGAUUUACAUCAGUACAGUCCUCCCAACAGCAGAACACUCAGGCUAUGCAAGCUCAUCAGCAAUUUUCCCAGAUGCCGACAACAAGCACUUUACAGAAAGAACAGCCAGAUUCUUUGAUUUUGCCAACUUACUCCCAGCAUCAAGGGUCUAUGGGGUUACAGCAGCAGGUCUCAUCAAGAAGAACUAAUAGUCUAUCAGAGAUUUCAGGUGUUCAGUAA
Molecule: messenger RNA, 2885 nt
Organism: Nanorana parkeri
Lineage: Eukaryota; Metazoa; Chordata; Amphibia; Anura; Dicroglossidae
Gene: NPAS2
Product: neuronal PAS domain protein 2
Exons: 21
Coding region: 273-2885 (870 amino acids)
Biological process (GO): regulation of transcription by RNA polymerase II; circadian regulation of gene expression
Cellular component (GO): cytoplasm; CLOCK-BMAL transcription complex; nucleus
Molecular function (GO): protein dimerization activity; DNA-binding transcription factor activity, RNA polymerase II-specific; RNA polymerase II cis-regulatory region sequence-specific DNA binding
Source: RefSeq, a predicted model, not a curated record